GCUUAGCCUUCCCUUUUACACAUGGGACCUGAAAUAUGACAAAAUAGCACAACCCGGCGUAAAAUAGGCCAAAAUACACGACUAUGCCUCUCAAACGGAUAAGAAUUAGGGGCGCAAAUAAGUGCAAUUACAUCGUUAUCAUUGACGGCGGGGGAGGAGAGACCUGCUAGCUCGCAUCCCAUGUGGAAAUCGCUUUGGCGAGUUCCAGCCACGCAGCGGAUUCGUGCCUUCUUUUGGCUAGUAGCUCACCAGCGUUUACUUGCCAAUUGCGAGAGGCGGAGGAGGCAUCUGACGACCGUGGCAAGAUGUCAAAUUUGUGGCGGAGACGAAGAGACUACGUUGCAUGUCAUUCGUGACUGCCCUUAUGCACGAGCCGCUUGGGCAGAUUUCCUUCAAGAGGAGCCGGACGAAUCGUUCUUUCAGGAUGACUUAAGGAGGUGGAUACUUCACUAUCUGGCUGGUCGGAGUAGGAGUGUACCGCCGACCCGUUUUGCUGUGAUGUGUUGGAUGCUUUGGAAGAACAGGAACAAGUUUGUUUUUGAGAAGGAGCUGGACUCGACAAGCUCCUUACCUUGUAGAGUAGUGACCCUGGAGAAGCAUAUUGAAGAGGCGGCCACAAAGGCAGCGAUAGUGUUCAACGGGGAGGCUAUCCCGUCCCAACGGAUGAUUGCUUGGAAACCUCCUCCGGCGGGCUGGUCAUGUCUGAACACGGAUGGGUCGGUGGUGGGUGGAAAUGCAGCAGCGGGCGGGGUUAUUCGGCGGGAAGAUGGUCGUAUGCUGCGUGCGUUCUCCGGCAACUUGGGGGAAGGAUCAAUCACUAGAGCGGAGCUGGCGAGAAUUGCUUUUGGACUUAAAGCAGCGUGGGAGAUGGGAAUCCGACAGGUUCAGGUCCAGACUGACUCCCAUGCAGCGCUACGACUUGUUGAGGGAGCUGGGGAACGACAUCCCCACUUGGCUUUGGUCUCCGAAGUGCGAAGACUCUUAGCUCUUGAUUGGCAGGUAGAAGUGAUUCAUGUGUUCCGGGAGGGUAACGUUGUAGCCGACUACUUAGCAUCCCUUGGACAUGGACGUCCGCCGGGGUUCCACCUUGUCGAGUCUCAUUGUCCGAUCCUCAACCAUUGGCUUUUGUUUGAUUGUAUGGGAGUUUCCACUCCUCGUUUAGUUCAUAAUGAUUAACGGUUGGGGUGCCCGUUAGCACCCUGUUUCCUACCAAAAAAAAAAUUCUAAUUUUCAAAAUAAUUUUUGUUUUGGCGAAAUUCCAAAUCUCAAAAAGGAAACAAAAUCCUAGCUUCUGUAAUCACUUAAUUAGGCUCUAGCCUCAGGGAGUUGUGGAGUUGUCGUCAGCUUCACAAACAUUGUUGUAAUGUCGGCUUUCUUCAAGUCGGUUCAACCGAGUACAACCGUUACCAGUCACCAAACUGACUGGAAAGGGGCCGAUAUUUAGCUUUGGUCAAAUCCGAGAAUUUCAGAUGGUUAUACCAGAAACCAAAAGUCAUUCUUAUACACAUAAUAUCCAACAUAAACACUCUUGAUAGGAUUUGAACCAAGUAUCUCAUGUUCGUUAAUUUCAAUUAUACAUCAACAGACUAUUAUAAUUCAUAAACCAGUUGGUCUCAAUAACUCGAGUUGUUGGAAGAAGGUUAUGUUGGAUCUUAUACCAUACUCUUACAUGCCCCCUCAAACGAAAGCCAACUCACGGGUUUGAAGUUUGCGCAGGCCCACCAUACCUUGUGAUUUUAUCUAUUGUUAGUAUUGGGGGUCGUGGAGAUUCGAACAUACGAUCACUUGAUCAAACCAGCUGUGAUACCAUGUUAUUAACGAGUUGAUCCCAAUAACUCGAGUUGUUGGAAGAAGGUUAUGCUGGAUCUUAUACCACGCUCUUACACAGGCUACAACCAACUUUCUUGUAUAUAUUAACCUUAUAUAUAUUAUAUAUCUGAUACUAUAUUUUACACAAAUCAUUAUAAACAUUCAUAAAAUUGGUUUUAUAUACUUUUAUUUUUACGCAUCUAAUUGUACUAUUAGUUAACAAUUCUUAGCUAUAAAUUAUUUUGUGUGAAAUAAUUCUUCUGAUUGCUUUUUCAUGACUAAUUUGUUUGGAAUUGAGUACUUCCAUUUUUCGCAUGUAUUUUAUUAAAACCAGCAUAACCAACAUAAAUACUGCUUAUACCACGAUCGACCCAUUCCACAUAAAAAGCUGACGCACGGUAUAAAUCGAUUUGACAACUUUGUUCACAAAUAAAGAGCUCAUCAGAAAAUAAAGGAGACUGGAAUUCUUAUAUAUAAAAGAAAUUAAUGAAUUGUCAUAAAGCGGAAACCCACCCUAAACUUCUGUAGCCUUCCGGCCUUCCCAUUUUAUACGCAGAAAAGGACACAGAACAGUAGCAGUAUCAAAAGAAAUCGAGCUAGGAAAUCAAAAGGUAUACCAAUUGGUUUGAGCUCUCGAUUUCUUGUCUGUGGUUUUCGUAUACCACCGUUCUCCAUCAUAUGGAUUUCCAACUAUACGAGGGGUAUUCCGACAACUCCCAACUUUCCAAAGAGAGUUAGACAGCGAAAAGGGAGGCACGAGAUUUCCUCUCUUUCCAAGUACUCAAAUUGGGUCGUAGUCUCCUUUUUCACAUAAGAAUUUUGGUUUUGUUCUAUUUAUGUUUCUGAUGCUCCCUUUCUAUUUCUUUUCCUGCAAAAUUUUAGGGUUUGAUGGUCCAUGACGAGGAGCCGACCACGAUAACCAAGGGUGUCGUGACUGAGGAGGACCGGUAGGUUGAGACCUCCAAGAGUUCCGAGUUGCUGGUUCAGGUGGCGGAGGUAGAGGGGAAAGCUGGAAGCCUGGAUAAUACAAGAAGGGUAUUAAGAGACAUGAAAGAGAGAAUGCAGCAGGCGAAGGCAAAGAAGGGGAAGUUGGGGAGGGCAGUGAUGGAAUUGAGGAGGGGGAUUGAAAGGCAUGAAAGCGAAGUUGGAGGAGGUGAAGAGAGAUAAGGGGGAGACGACAAGGAGAUGAAUGGAAACAUAGCGGGUAUUGAAGGUAUGGAAGUGGAACUGGAGCAGGUGAAGAUAGAUAAGGGAGAGAUGUUGAGCAGAAUGCUGGAAUUGGAGUUGAGUGCUGGUUGAACUGAGAUUAUUACGACUGCCCUGAGGAAGAUGAGUUGGUCAUACAUAAAAAGAAAAUUGAGGA
Molecule: messenger RNA, 3172 nt
Organism: Linum trigynum
Lineage: Eukaryota; Viridiplantae; Streptophyta; Magnoliopsida; Malpighiales; Linaceae
Source: the annotation of a GenBank genome assembly